Aspergillus bombycis is the source of this 462-nucleotide messenger RNA. RefSeq lists its product as uncharacterized. NCBI's taxonomy places the organism in Eukaryota, Fungi, Ascomycota, Eurotiomycetes, Eurotiales, Aspergillaceae. The record is from RefSeq and is a predicted model, not a curated record. Bases 1 to 462 code for a protein of 153 amino acids. The transcript has 3 exons. Gene Ontology annotation, molecular function: calcium ion binding; monooxygenase activity.
AUGCCCUCCAAAGUAACCAUCGACACAACCCUCAAGGACGAAAAGAAUGUCCUGCCCAACGGUGACAGUCCCGGCAUCACCGUGGUCGCCAAGGAAGCCCCGAUUACCACCCCUCUCCAGCAACACAUCCUGUUCUGGGACCGUGACGGUGACGGGAUGAUAUUCCCAUGGGACAUCUAUAUAGGCUUCCGGGAAUUGGGUUUCAAUAUCCUCUUUUCGAUCCUGGCGGUGCUGGUCAUCAAUGUUAACUUUUCCUACCCAACUCGAUUGGCAUAUAGUUGGCUCCCGGAUCCGUGGUUUCGAGUUUACCACGGCUCGGACAGUGGUACCUAUGAUCCGGAAGGCCGCUUCAUCCCGCAGCUUUUUGAGACCUGUUUGCCAAAUGGGACUCGGAUCAAUGAUGGCGCGUUGACGUUGCUCGAGCUGUUCAAGCUGAUACAUGGGCCACCACUGCGCUGCUGA